ACCUGAGAGAAAGAUCUGAGAGUCACUGUUGGUGCUGUCUGUUUAGGAUGAAGUGGGCUUUGGGCUCCAUUUUUGGUUCAUAUUGUUGGUUUUCCUUCAGGUUAAUUGAACCAUCAAUAAGGUGGAGAUUUUUCAGUGUGAUGGGGGAAAUGUAAACAUUCUCUUGGAUCAUUCAUGAGUAUUUUGAGUAAGCAAAUAUUCCAGAUAUUAUAGUUUGUUUCAGUCUCUCAGGAAUUGGCUUCAUGAAAAUCUAAUGUUAAAUGAAAUAACAGUAUGGGGACAAUAUAGAGAAAAUGCUUUAAAUAAAAGAUGUGUCUGGGCAGCACUAAUUUGGGUAAUAAAAGAUUAAAAUAGGAGGGGGAAGGGAUAGAUGACAUUUUCUUGGGUUAAAAACUCUCCCUUAUGGUAAUGAUGAAGGGCUUUUCCCAGCACCUGUCUUCUAGUGGGAAGGGCUUCCUUAGAUAAGACAGGGAAUAAGACUUAUCCAGACUGAAUGAAUAACAGUCUGCUGUUAUUCUCUGCUCGUAAUUCUACGUAUUAAUAGUGUUAUAGUCAAAGGAAUUGUAGAGGAUUGAUUCAGUUUUCCUUUCCACAAUAGCAAUUCUACAAAAUUAUAUUGCCUGGGGCAGUACUACAUGGAGCCGUGCUAUCCUUCUCUGGAUCAGUUGUCCAUGGGGGUUGUCUCUUCAAUAGUAUAAGUUAAAACCUAUUGGUAUUUUCUUAUUCUGUGCAAUGUCUGUCUCCAAAAAUAUCAUUCCAUUGAAUAUCAUCCUAAUAUGCUGGUACCCAUCCUUUGUUCCUGGAGAAUGAUAUAGAGUUCUUACCCAGAUGUAUCCCCCAAAUCAGUCAUUUGAAGUAUAAUUCACCAAUUCCAGCAUCCUAUGUGAUACCUGAAAUAACUCUGAAAUCAUGUUUUUAAGGUCCUCUCCACUGAACUGCAUUUUCAUGUGCAGUGUUAAGAUCCUGUUGGGUUGGGGUUCCCUUGUUUUGAAACAUGGAUGUCCUACCUGGGAAGUAUUAUGACUUCCCACUUAUUCUUUCCCUAGACAUUGAUGAGGGUCUUUUGUAUUUGAUAUUAAAAAUAUAACCUUUGUCCUAAAGUCCAGGGUACCAGAUUUUAACUCACCGGGAGAAUCCCAUAACCAAUGGACUUUGGAACUGAGGUUACAUUAAAGUUACAGAUUCUUUGGACUUAAAGUCAGAAUGAAGCUUAAAAAUCACUCUUAUAAGGCUAUAAUUUUCCUCUGUUAAUUGAUCAAUCAUAAUCAUUUUAGCACUAGGAGUAGGGGAUGGGGUGGAAACAGAGAUGAGAUCUGUCUUUUAACAGCUUCUCAUUGUGUCUCAUUGUGGUUGGAUUUCUCCCCUCUCUCCUUUAAAUGAAGAUGGGGGAGAUCUCACAGGGAGAAUGACUUCUCUAUCCUUUAGGAAGAGCUCUGCCCAGCAAAUUGCUACUAAAACUUCAUGGAGAAAGAGGAGAGAGGGGGAAGAAGGAGGAGGGAGAGGAGGAGGAACAGAGAGGGAGGGAUCAAGUAGAAAGCAGGCAAGCCAACCUGAGUAAACAGCAGUUUGAGUGUUCCCCAGGCCAAGAUGCUGAGAGGGUUUGUUCUUAGAGGUGGUCCAAGGAUCCCAGCAUCUAGUAUUGGCUCCCAGUUUCCAAAAUCUUCUUAUGUCUCUUGCUUUUGCCUCUUGCUCUUCCUAAGCCAGGCUGCCUUUCUUCAGGGACAUCCACAGUGCCUGGAUUAUGGGCCCCCCUUCAAACCUCCUGUGCACCUAGAGUUCUGCUCUUAUUAUGAAACGUUUGGUUGCUGUGAUCAGAGCAAGGACAACCGCAUUGCUGCCCGCUAUUUGGACAUCAUGGAGUACUUCGACCUGAAAGGCCAUGAGCUGUGUGGUGGUUAUAUCAAGGAUAUCCUGUGCCAGGAGUGCUCUCCCUAUGCGGCUCAUCUCUAUGAUGCUGAAAACCCUCAGACACCCCUCCGGAAUCUCCCAGGCCUUUGCUCCGAUUACUGCUCAGCAUUCCAUUCCAAUUGCCAUUCUGCCAUCUCUCUGCUGACUAAUGAACACCAUAUCCAGGAGUCCCAGUUGAAGGAUGGAGCUCACUUCUGUCACUACCUCAAUCUCCCAGACCAGGAUUACUGUUUUCCCAAUGUGCUAAGGAAUGACAAUCUUAAUCGCAAUCUUGGAGUUGUGGUGGAGGAUCGAAAGGGCUGUUUGCAGCUCUGUCUGACUGAGGUGGCCAAUGGGCUGAGGAACCCAGUCUCCAUGGUCCAUGCUGGGGAUGGUACCCAUCGCCUCUUUGUUGCUGAACAGAUCGGUGUGGUAUGGGUCUAUCUGCCAGAUGGGAGCCGUUUAGAAGAACCUUUUCUGGACCUUAAGAGCUUGGUGUUGACAACCCCAUGGAUAGGUGAUGAGAGAGGCUUCUUGGGCUUAGCUUUCCACCCCAAAUUCCAACAUAAUCUCAAGUUCUAUAUUUAUUACUCAUGCCUGGGCAAGAAGAAGGCAGAGAAAAUUCGUAUCAGUGAGAUGAAGGUUUCCCGGGCUGAUAGUAAUAAGGCUGAUCUAAAAUCAGAAAGGGUCAUCCUGGAGUUAGAAGAGCCAGCCUCCAAUCAUAAUGGGGGGCAACUCCUUUUUGGCCUUGAUGGUUAUCUGUAUAUAUUCACUGGAGACGGUGGACAAGCUGGAGAUCCCUUUGGCAAAUUUGGAAAUGCUCAGAACAAGAGUUCACUGCUGGGGAAAGUGUUGAGGAUAGAUGUGAACUGGAGAGGCUCAGAUAACAAGCGUUAUCGAAUCCCACCAGAUAACCCCUUUGUCGCUGAGCCAGGGGCUCAUCCCGCAAUCUAUGCCUAUGGAGUCAGGAACAUGUGGCGCUGUGCGGUCGAUCGGGGUGACCCCACCACCCAGAAGGGCCGAGGCCGGAUAUUCUGCGGUGAUGUGGGUCAGAACAGGUUUGAAGAAGUAGACCUCAUUGUGAAAGGAGGGAACUAUGGCUGGAGAGCUAAGGAGGGGUUUGAGUGCUACGACAUUAAACUCUGUCAUAAUGCCUCAUUAGAUGACAUCCUGCCAAUCUAUGCUUAUGACCAUUUGGUGGGAAAGUCAGUUACUGGAGGAUAUGUUUAUCGGGGCUGUGAAUCUCCAAACCUAAAUGGCCUCUACAUCUUUGGGGACUUUAUGAGUGGUCGACUUAUGGCUUUACAGGAAGAUGAGAGAACAAAUACAUGGAAAAAACAAGACAUUUGCAUUGGAAACACUAAAGCCUGUGCCUUCCCAGGAUUGAUAAGCACCUACAGCAAGUUCAUUAUCUCCUUUGCUGAAGAUGAAGCAGGAGAGCUGUAUUUUCUGGCCACCUCUUAUCCAAGUGCCUAUGCACCACAUGGAUCAAUCUACAAAUUUGUUGACCCUUCAAGGCGAGCACCCCCAGGCAAGUGCAGAUACAAACCAGCACCUGUCAAAACCAAGGGCAAGCGGAUCCCCUUCAGACCACUUGCCAAGACUGUCCUGGAGCUACUAAAAGAAAGGUCAGAGAAAGCUGCUAGAAAAUUGUCCAAAGCAACCUCAGCUUCCAGGACUCGAAGCAGAGGCUCUUCUCAGAAGGCCUCCUCUAAGAAGCCAACUUCCCCUGAAAACACAAAAAAGAUACUUGCCAAAUCCAGGCCCAGGCUCAGGAAGAAGACUCCCCGAAUGUUUGGUAAGCGCCAAGCAAAAGCCAGAAGAUUGUCUGUGAAGCCUCAGGAGAAGAGAAUCUGGGCCUUAAAGCCCAGCAGCACCAGAACCAAGGGCAGCCAUUAGCAAGGAAGGGUUGGUAGGAGUCUUCUCUCUGCCUUUUUUUGUUCCAGUGGUCAGCAGAGGAGAAUGACUGAAGAAGAACGGGCCCUAUUUCAGAAGCUCCGAUUUGGUUCCAACCCCAACCCCAGCUUGAGAAGUUAUAGUGUGAAUCAUUACUAGAGAGCUAGGACUAAAAUCAGAGCUAGUAUGGUUUUCCUCUUCAUGUGAGAGUCCUUAUCCAUCAAAGAGUACAGUACUGGUGGUGAUUUUGCUGCUAGCACAUAAGGAUGGCCAUGCAUGAUGCUGCUUUUCUGGAAUCCCAGUUCGCAUCACUGGUUUUGUUUCAAAACUCCCAAUAAUUUUACAAUGUAAGCCCCUUGAGGGCAGGAGCUAUUUCAUUUUUGUCUUAUAUGUUUAGCAUAUUAAGGGCAUGCAAUAAAUGAAUUAAUUGACUCAAAAUGGCCAGGCAAAUAUCAAGGUAAUAUAAGUUCCUUGAAGAUAGGAUUUGUUUAAUUUUUGCCUCUACAUCCCUAGUACCCAGCACAGUGUCUGGCAUAUAACUAGAUGCUUAAUAAGUUUUUGUUGAAUUGAACUGGUAAAUAAAGCAGCAUUUCCUCAAA
Molecule: messenger RNA, 4382 nt
Organism: Monodelphis domestica (gray short-tailed opossum)
Lineage: Eukaryota; Metazoa; Chordata; Mammalia; Didelphimorphia; Didelphidae
Source: RefSeq, a predicted model, not a curated record